CUUGCCUACAUGUCAUUAUGCGAUAUGUGUCAUUUAUUCCUUUCAAGCUGUGAUCCAUAAUAUUGUUUGUAAUUAACGGUUUGUGUGAUCGUGUCUUGUAUGGUUUAGUGGACCAAACAUGGCGCAGUGGGAAGGUUUCAGCGUCUCGGUGCGCUGCGGGUCGCCGCUCGGCUGCUACCAGGGCACGAUCCUCGCGGCUGAUGGAGCGUCCAUCACGCUUACCAAACCAUUUCGGAACGGAUUCCCUUAUCCUAAGGCACAGGUUACGUUAAAAGCAUCAGAUAUCAAAUCACUGGAGAUUAUCUCCGGCAAGACGUCAGGUGGUACAGCGCACAGCACCGUCCCAGUAGUAGGCAAGAAGCGAGUGCCACGGGCUACGGUUGGAGAGAGCUUACAAGAACAGGCUCCGGCACCACCACCGCCGGUUGUUAAUAAGAGCAAGCCGGCGAGGAGCAAGCCUAUUGAUAUACAGGCUAAGAAUAGGAACAACACUCAUGCUGGGAGCUAUGGUGCCACUGGCUCAACACCGAAGACCCGGAUGGCAGGCGGUGACAAGGCGCGUCGUAAAAACGAAGCGUGCUUCGGCUCCGCUGCCUUGGAGGCCGUCGACAAUGAUUUUGACUUUGAGGGAAACUUGGCACUUUUUGAUAAAGAGGCGCUCUGGCAACAAAUGCGUCCCGACGUCGUUCGCGUAGCCGCCGCCCGCGACGAAAUGGCCGCCGGCGGCAAACUGCGACACGACCAGAACGUGCUCCGAACAACUGCACCAGACACCGCCCCUGUCACCGUACCACCAGCGUUAAGAGGCGCUAGAGACUAUGUCACUGAUUCCGGGACGAGGUUACCCAGUGUGUCAGCGGCUUUAAGAGGAAGAUUGUGGGCUGGAUUGAGAAGGACGGAUGAUGAGACGCAGCAUACAGCGAGGGCGCUGUUCGCGCGUGCGACUGCUGAUGUGGCGUUGAAACUUGUCGGUGGGACUCGUAGAUUGGACCCGCGCAACGCGCACCAGCGGCCGCGCGCCGGCGUGGUGGCGGGGCGCGGGGCGGGCGCCGCGGCCGCCGUGUCCACGGCGCGGCUGCUGCGCGCGCACGGCGUCGACACCUACGUCGUACCGCUCGACGCGGCCGCCGCGGCCGCCGUGUCCACGGCGCGGCUGCUGCGCGCGCACGGCGUCGACACCUACGUCGUACCGCUCGACGCGGCCUCCGCGGCCGCCGUGUCCACGGCGCGGCUGCUGCGCGCGCACGGCGUCGACACCUACGUCGUACCGCUCGACGCGGCCGCCGCGGCCGCCGUGUCCACGGCGCGGCUGCUGCGCGCGCACGGCGUCGACACCUACGUCGUACCGCUCGACGCGGCCUCCGCGGCCGCCGUGUCCACGGCGCGGCUGCUGCGCGCGCACGGCGUCGACACCUACGUCGUACCGCUCGACGCGGCCGCCGCGGCCGCCGUGUCCACGGCGCGGCUGCUGCGCGCGCACGGCGUCGACACCUACGUCGUACCGCUCGACGCGGCCGCCGCGGCCGCCGUGUCCACGGCGCGGCUGCUGCGCGCGCACGGCGUCGACACCUACGUCGUACCGCUCGACGCGGCCGCCGCGGCCGCCGUGUCCACGGCGCGGCUGCUGCGCGCGCACGGCGUCGACACCUACGUCGUACCGCUCGACGACACGUGUCCAUUAGUGACAAGCGCGUUAUCCGCCUACCGCCUAUGCGGGGGCCGCGUGCUGGGGCCCACAGACCCCCGCCCCGCGGGGGACCUUCUCCUACUAGCCCUGCACGACCCGGAGACGUCAAUACAGCACCCGAGCACUCCCCAAGCCCUCGAGUGGGCCUCCACCUCCCGCGGCGCCCUCGUCAUCCUGGAGCCCGGCGGCGACGACUCCGGCCUCUGGGACUCCGUGCUGCUCUCCGCUCGCGCCGUCCUCGUCGCACUGCUACCGCCGUCUCUCUCUGCCGUGGCGCCGCGGCUGCUAUUGGCUAACGUGGCGCCGCCGGCGCAGCUGUUUGGCGCGGUGGGCGUGGCCUAUAGAUCGCCUUUUGGCGCUGCGUCGGUGCUAGCGUUGCAUUUGGCUGAUGAUGAUGAUUGAUUCUACUAAACUACACUCAUACUGAAAGAUGUCUUGAAAUACACUGUUUAGCAUUGAAAAAGUGACAUUUAGAGAAUUCGCCUAAAAAUGUUUUCUUUAAACUAUAAAGUAAAAAAUAUCGAAAUCGGGUCGCUGACGUAUUUAAAGUCGACAUUAAUGCCCUUGAAAUUUGAAUACACGUAAAAAAAUGAAAGCGAUGAUGUGUAGAAUUUUCAUACAAAGUGAUCUAAUUUAACUGCUCUGGAAUGUACUUAUAUAAAGUGUUUUUUCACUGUGCAAUAGAUCCCUCAUUAAAAAGGCAGACUUAUGGCCGAACCGGACAUUGACUAUUCUUCACUGAUAGAAAACUAAUUAAAUUAUUUGUAUGAAAAUAUUUUAAUGUUUUUCUUUGGAGUAGAAACACUACUAUAUAAAUUAUAAACUGAAAUAUAUGUAAUAUAGGAAAGAAAAAGUGAGUAAAAACAAAUCAAAUUGUGAUAAUAAUAAUACAGAAGGAACCCAAGGUUUUUUUCCAAUAUAGAAAUCUAUUCUCCCACAUUGCAAAUGGUUCUCAAAAGAGUUAUGCUUCAAAUUACCUAUGCAACAGUACGAAUUUAAAAGUAUAUUUGUUAAAAGGCGGUAAAGAAUACUAACAAUAACCCUUUGGAUGCUAAAAACGCCUAAAGUCGUUUUGAAUCGAGUCUCGAUAUAGUUAGUUAGGCCAUUCUCUCGAUGAUACCUACCGACUUGAGACGUGAGUGUGGACAAUUAAUUCCAGAGUCCUAUGAAAAUAUGACAUGACACUUUCAGACUGCCGCUCGAAAAUCGGUGCAUCGUUACCACCUCGGAGUAAUUAACAGCGGAGACGCCAUGUCUAAAAUUUUUGGUACAAAAUAGUCUGCCGUUUUUUGCGGGGGAGGGGCACAUCAAAUGUAUAGGUACGUCAUGUCAGAUAAACGUCAGUCCA
Messenger RNA from Cydia fagiglandana, 3035 nucleotides. RefSeq lists its product as uncharacterized. Lineage: Eukaryota; Metazoa; Arthropoda; Insecta; Lepidoptera; Tortricidae. The coding region runs from base 119 to 2089 and encodes 656 amino acids. The transcript has 14 exons. Gene Ontology annotation, molecular function: mRNA binding. Gene Ontology annotation, cellular component: P-body. The record is from RefSeq and is a predicted model, not a curated record. Gene Ontology annotation, biological process: P-body assembly; deadenylation-independent decapping of nuclear-transcribed mRNA.